AUUGACCGUGUAAACGUUAAAAACACGUCAAAGUUAAGACACAACAUAAGUCGUCCAUAGAGUCAUCUCCUCCCUAUCUCCUCUAUUUCUAUAUGAAUGCUUGAACUGUAAUCAAAAGUGAUUCACUCAGUAUUAUUAAGAUGGCGGCCUCUAUACUCUCAUCCAUCGUUUUCUUUCUUCUUUUCGUCAUAUUUUCACUUCUUACUGAUGAAAAAGCUUUUGCUGCCCAUAUGGAACACCGAAAAUUAAGUGUAUCACAAGAGAUAAUGACCACGAGAAGGAACUUGCAAGGCAAUGGAGGCGCCAAAAUUGGAGCUCAUCCGAGUAAGUCGGAUAAGGCUGGAUCAAAAACUCAAGAUGAGCCGUCCAAAACCCAUCCUGAUCAAGCGAAGCCCCAAGAGAACGAAAAUAUUACUCCCCGAACCUAUAUGACAUGCACCAGCUGGGACAACUGUACGUAUACGCCUAUAAGCCCUUAAGCUAAGGCACACGCGGGACUUGUCAAUAAAUUGGUUAUAACUCCGGGUUUAGUACGUUGUGGUGGGGUUUUCUAUUUCUGUGGUAUUUCAUUCUAUUAUUUGACGGAAUAAGUGAUUCUUUGCUUUUUUUUAUUAAACCGGAAUAAGUAAUUCUAAGAUUGAUGUAUGAAAACAAAAAAAAAAAAUCUGAGAUUCUAGAUAAUUUUCAGUUAUUUAUCAUAUCCUUUGUAUUUUAUCAUCAUAUUUCUUGAUUUAUAUACCUAUAAAAAGACUUCAAAAACACACAUGAUAUUUUACAAGCUAUAAAAUUUAAGAUUCAACAUGGAAACUUGUCGCCCAAGCAAGUAUUUACCAUCUCUGGAAGCAGAUAUACAUACGGACAGAGACCUUGUUCCGAGGUUUGGACAGAGACAUCCACAGCAUCAUCUCAUCUCCCAGACAUCGGAAGCACCGUGGCAAGCUUAUGCAGCUGUGGAUUGACUAAAGUGCGUCAACUUUCCAAAUAUAUAUUUGUUACCUUUUUUUUAUUUAAUUUUUUUCAAGAUAUCAAUUUCUUAAAUUCUGCUCUUUGUAAAUCCUAAACCUUCAUUUUAU
Messenger RNA from Thlaspi arvense, 1073 nucleotides. The record is from the annotation of a GenBank genome assembly. NCBI's taxonomy places the organism in Eukaryota, Viridiplantae, Streptophyta, Magnoliopsida, Brassicales, Brassicaceae.